Manduca sexta (tobacco hornworm) is the source of this 2849-nucleotide messenger RNA. RefSeq names its product PEST proteolytic signal-containing nuclear protein. The record is from RefSeq and is a predicted model, not a curated record. Lineage: Eukaryota; Metazoa; Arthropoda; Insecta; Lepidoptera; Sphingidae. Gene Ontology annotation, cellular component: nucleus. Gene Ontology annotation, biological process: protein ubiquitination; proteasome-mediated ubiquitin-dependent protein catabolic process. The transcript has 4 exons. Bases 176 to 805 code for a protein of 209 amino acids.
ACAUGCUUGACAUAUAGAUAAUACAGCCCUCAUAAAUAUUGAGUGAACUGGAACAGGACGUAAAAACCAAAUGAAAAUGGCCGAAUUUUCAUCGUAAAAUAAUUUUGAGUGAUAAAAUUGCUUUUUUCAUGUUUACUGACAUUUAUCAAAUACAAAGAUAAAACACAAAAGCAAAAUGAGCGGUCGAUACCACGACUACGACAAAGGGUCGUCUCGAUCCGCGCGUGAUGAUUCUAGGAGGUAUGAAAGGGCGGAGGGACGGCGUGAGGAGAGGCGACGCUCCCGGAGUCGGUCGAGGUCUCCAAGACGACGAUACUCGCCCAAAAGCUCCUCAAGCCGCUCAUACAGCAGCCAAGAUAGGGACCGGCGAGAUUAUGAUAGAAAAGAAAGAACCAAGUCCCCUGCUGCAUGGGAGAGUGAUGAGGACGUACCAGCGCCGCCGCCUCCGCCUCGCAUCACUAAAAUAUCCAUUGGUUUCACUAAACCCAAGGCUCCCAUCAAGAUGACGCUCGGCGGACAGCCGAAGCCUGCGACUAUAACAAAGCCUGCUGUGGCAUCAGUAUUUAAUACUGAUGAUGAUGAUGAUGAACCAGAGGAAAUGCCGGCCGAAGCCAAGAUGAGGAUGAGGAAUAUUGGGAGGGAAACACCAACCUCAGCUGGACCAAAUUCUUUUGGCAAGACAAAACAAGGCUUCUGUGAUGCAAAGAAAGUGUUUGAGAAGAAUCUAAAACAAGCGCUCGAGACGGUGGACAAGCCUACAGGUUCAAAAUUCCCCCAAACCAUCUACAAGAUCAAAGGACCAUGAUUCAACAAAGCUAACUCAAAAAUUCUGUAGAUGUUUUUUGUACCAUAACUAUAAAGUAUUUUAGCUUAGAAUUUCCGCUUUGGUGCAUACAUAUCUGUUUCGCUGCAGGUGCUUUAAAUUGUGUAGAUUCAUAUUGACAAGAAACAUAGUAUCUUAAUGUUUUAAAUACUUUUUAAAUUAUUGUUAAUUUCAAUCAGGGUUCAUAAUUCUGAUAUUAGGAGUGAGCAUGAUCCAUACAUAAAUCUUUCAAAAUGACAAUUUCAAAUGUUUUAUGUGAACUUUUUAGGCUUCCAUAUUUGUAUCACUGGCUUCUCAUACCUGUUCAUAUACCUUUCCUUAGGGACUCCUAAAAGCAAUCUUGUGAAAAAAGAGUGACACUAACAAUCACAUGUGUUUUAUAUUGCUGUCAGACUCUCAAAAGGAAAGCUAAGUGAAAACUGUCUGGCCCGCAGUAUUCAAGUCAUAGCACACUAGUAAAUAAGCAAUAGCUUAGUAAUGUUUUUAAUGUACUAUGUCAAAGAAUAUAUACUCUAUCUGUUGUAAUUUGAAAUGAAUGUCCUUUUUUAAUCUAGUACAUUUACACACAGUAGUGGCGAAAGGUGAAAUUUUCCGAAAGGAAACCAGACACGGAUACUAAUAUGCAUGAUUGCUAUCUGAAAAUUUUAAUUAUUUGUGAGGUAUCGGGCUAAUGGAUCCUUCGCCACUUUGACACAGUUUUGGUAGAAUUUAUGAAACUAAGCCGUUCUUUCUUAUACGAAAUACAGACAUCAGCUAAAUCCAAGUUUUAUAAGGAUGAAACUCCGGUAUUCUAAUCAUUGAAAAAUGAUAUGGAACAUAAUAUUGUAUAUAGUGCAUUCACCAGUCAGUUACAGAAGUUUAAACAAUAGUAAGAACCUACUCAAUUGUUUCUUAAAUUUGGUGUCAUUUCUGAUUGUAAUUAAAUUUAAAAAAGCAUACUUAGCUCAUAGCUCCGUUUAUUGGAAAGGUAGAAGCUGAUUUACCAAUAAAUGCACUUAUCUAAAUUCAAAUGAGUUAAGAGUUGUAAAAUGCAAUCCUGAGUGAGUUGAUUACUUUUGUAUGCAAUGUUAAUAAUUAGGGCCUGUAUCACAAUUUUCACGUAAAUGUUAUCUGCGAGUUAGUGUGACGGGGCCUAUUUAAGAAACUUCUGAGUAAAUUCUACUUUUAACAUAUGUAUAAGCACCAAAUACAAAAGUCUCUAAUCUAUGCUCCCAUAUAAAAAGUAAUAAAACGUGUACCUACAUCAGCAUUUAAUACGAUAAAUAAAAUAUACUUUGAACUUGUGAAAUAGGCCCUUAGCUUCACUUCAGGAGUUUCACUUUUGUGUUUGGUCGCCUUACUUUAUAUUCGACGACAGGGGCGUAGCUACCCACGUACCAGCCAUAUCAAUGAUAAGGGGCCCCGAGCUUUGGGCCCCUCUUGGCCCAGACCUAACUAAGCAGGCGCCCAAAAGUUGGCACUGCCCAGAAGAGCCCCCAACAAAUUUUAAAUAUAGUCAUGACUCUUCUAUGUCAAGCUACGCUACUGUUCGACGAUAAGCGUUCUUGGAAAUCAGACAUCGUUAAACAGCACCUUACAAUAAGACAUUUUAAUUGCGAGUAUUGUACUUUAUCAAGCGUUCAAGCCAAUGAGCAGAAUUAACAGACCCUAGAAAUAUAUUUUAAACAUGAAAAGUACGUAAAUAUUGUUUAUAUUUCUGCAACUAAUUAGUACAAUAUACAAGUUGUAUACAAAUAGUACGAAAAUUCAGAUUUGUAUACAAAUUUGUCAGAUAUCGAAAACGGAUUUCUGUGUGGAAUUUGAUUGGAAUAAUAUUAUGGUCAUAAUCAAAUGGAUUGACAAAUUUUAUAUCAUGUUUACUAACGCGGGUCUUUGGUACUUUGUAUUGUUGAAUUUGCAUCUGUAUGGAAAUUUUUACUUUAUUGGCAAGUUGUGACUAGCAAAAUGAAAAUUUAAUUUUCAUCGAAUUGUGUUUUAAUUUGAUAUUGUAGUAGUUAAGUGUAUGGUAAUAAACUUUCGCGUAUUA